AUUUGUCGUUUUAGAUUAUAUAGACGUGGUUUCCAGUCAUCUUGAGAGAGAGAGAGAGAAAAAAAAGGUUAACGAUUAGGCCUACGUUCCGUUAAGAUUUCAUUUCUUAAUUCCGUUCGCCAUCGAAGAACCACUUCCGAAUAAGGCCUAUUGACGAAUUACCCCAUCGUUGAAAACAACGCUGUAUCUGCCAGUUUGCGAGAGAGUUCAGACGCUCUAAUAUUAUUAUUAUUAUUAUUACCUUGAGUCUGUGUUAAGUGCGCUAAAGAUUUGUGCAAGUUCGUUCUGCGGGAAUACUUGAUCAGCAGCCAUUUUAUUGAUCAGUAUUAGCAAAUUUCAUCAAUAAAGUAGAUACCUAAGUCUCCCACGUCGUAAAUUAUAUAUCUUUCAUCGAUUAUUUAAUUAUUCAAUUUUUUAACGAUCAAUAUAAUCGAACGCACGCCAAAGUUUAUAGUAUUAUACAGAUAUUUUAAGAAAUAACAAAUAUUUACUUAAAUAAUUUAUGCGUUAGCGGAUUCCAUAGCACAACCCGGCCGCGAAGCGAAGUCUAAAAUUCCAUUCAGAUUCGAAAAAUAGAUUUCAGAUUCUGUUCGAAUAAAAAAAUUCAAUUCAGAUUCGAGAAAUCGAUUUGAAAAUAUAUUAAAAUUCAAAAGGCUCAAUUCAGAUUCGAAAAAUCGAUUUCAAAAUCUAUUCGAUAUCAAAAAUAAUUGAAUUCAGAUUCGAAAAAUAGAUUUCAAAAUCUAUUCAAAUCUAAAAAUUUAAUUCAGAUUCGAAAGAUCGAUUUCAAAAUCUAUUCUAAUCCAAAAAUCCAAAAUAAAUUAAAUUCAGGUUCGAAAAAUUUAUCCCAAAAUAUAUUCGGAUUAAAAAUUUUUUUUUAAUUCAGAUUCGAAAAAUCGAUUCCAAAAUCCAUUCGAUUUCAUCUCGAUCGAUUCGAAGAACGCCGGCGGGCAACGCCCCCUUUCGCGUCUCGCUGGCGACCGCCAUAUUUCUCUCGAAUAUAACCUCAGUAUACAGAGCGGCCCAGCGUUCCUUUCUCCUCCUUUCCUUCCUGAAGCAGCGCCGUCCCAACGACUAUGGCUGGAGGAUACUUAGGGGGCGCGGCUGGCCUAGGGGCAGGGCUGCCCCCUCUGCCUACGGAGAUCCUUAUGGACGAGUACAUGUUCGGCAGGAGGAGACAACGACGCAACAGGACGACUUUCACCGCCCAGCAGCUCAGUGAACUGGAAGCACUGUUCCAGAGGACUCACUAUCCCGACGUAUUUCUGAGGGAGGAAGUCGCCUGCAGGAUCAACCUCUCGGAGGCUCGUGUCCAGGUGUGGUUCCAGAACAGGAGAGCCAAGUGGCGGAAACAGACCCGAAUGCAGUUCGUCCAGGAUGCUUGGAGACUCCGCUACCUGGGAUUAUCGCCUCCUUGCGGGCUCACGCGCUCCCAGAACCCCCCUCCGCCCCCCCGUCCUCCGCCGGACCCCCAGCCAGCCCUCCCCAAGGGGGGCGGAGCCAAGCCGCCCCCUUGCCGUCUCCUCCCCUCCCCGCCGCCGCCUGCUGCCGCCUCCGACACGCAAGUGGGCGGGGACAGGGCGCUAAGCUCCGCCCCUCGAACGGCUUCCCCGGCUUACCCCGCCACGGAUCUCUCGACGGCUGACAGGCUGGCCGUUGCUACCAGAUAUGAUUCUGACAAGGACUUCAGAUAA
Messenger RNA from Macrobrachium nipponense, 1691 nucleotides. RefSeq names its product retina and anterior neural fold homeobox protein 2-like. Gene Ontology annotation, biological process: regulation of transcription by RNA polymerase II. The record is from RefSeq and is a predicted model, not a curated record. Lineage: Eukaryota; Metazoa; Arthropoda; Malacostraca; Decapoda; Palaemonidae. Gene Ontology annotation, molecular function: RNA polymerase II transcription regulatory region sequence-specific DNA binding; DNA-binding transcription factor activity, RNA polymerase II-specific.